AUGGCCAGUGUUGAAGGCGACGGUACGACGCCUGCGGUCCGUUUCAAGCGGCGCAAGAUCGCGCAUCCAAAGCGCGUGUAUGCCGAAGACGAUGCUCCUAUCACAUCCGAGUCGCAAGCUCCCGAUGCAGGAACCCGGACGGACAAUGCGCCGACACCACCAGCGGAGCCGCAAGACGAAGACAACUCAGUACCGAAUCUCAGAGACAUCAUACGGAACCGGAAGCGCCCGCGCGAUCGGCUGAGAGAUGUUUUGCGCAAAGCAGACACACCCAGAACCGAGCUCGUUCCCAUCGAGGCACCGCGAGAGGGCCUCUAUACGAAAGCUCGCCUGGCUGAACAGAACUUCCGCCAGUAUGGCUGGCCUAUUCCACCACACCUCCGAGCUACCGUAGCGGAGAUUGCACCUGAUCUGAGGAAUACAAUCACUACAAGUUCCUCGCAGUCAGGUCCAUCAGCAGAGACCCAGAGCCCCGCAAAUAUCGAACACAGCAUUCGCAUUGCAGCAGGCAUGGGCAAGAUUGAGGAAGUGGACAUCGCACCCGUCCCGAAACGAACAGACGAGAAGUGGAGGCGUCUCGAGAACGGCGAGUUCGAGCACGUAGCCACGGGCAAAGUGCGACUAGGCAGAGACGGCAAACCUCGACGACCACCGAAGCGGAGAAACAGUGAUGAUGUUCGACGUGACCAGAUGGUCGAAGCAGUGCUGAGUGAAGCCAAGCUGGACUACUUUGAUGCGCAAGCAUACGCAAAUCUGCGCACUCCUGCAUCUGCCAACAACGACGACGCCUUCCUCGCCCAAUUCCAAGCCGAUUACUACGAGUCCGUCGAAGACGCGCGACAGCAGCAGCGCAAACCCGCACCAGCCGCAGCCAAAGACGCGCCAAAAGGGCCGAAACUCGGUGGCUCCAAGAGCGCUAGAGCGAAGAUGCGUCUUGCAGAAGAACAGGCCGCGAAGACCAAGAGGUAA
Parastagonospora nodorum SN15 is the source of this 969-nucleotide messenger RNA. RefSeq lists its product as hypothetical. The record is from RefSeq and is a predicted model, not a curated record. The transcript is spliced from 3 exons. The coding region runs from base 1 to 969 and encodes 322 amino acids. NCBI's taxonomy places the organism in Eukaryota, Fungi, Ascomycota, Dothideomycetes, Pleosporales, Phaeosphaeriaceae.